Molecule: messenger RNA, 1150 nt
Organism: Tuber melanosporum (Perigord truffle)
Lineage: Eukaryota; Fungi; Ascomycota; Pezizomycetes; Pezizales; Tuberaceae
Exons: 5
Coding region: 1-543 (180 amino acids)
Source: RefSeq, a predicted model, not a curated record
AUGCUUGGCAACAGUUACGUCCACCGCGGAUCAUUUGAUCCACGGACUUUGGUCCGAACACCCUUUGCGAUAGCUUUCAUUCUACUAUCGUUAUUCUCGCUAUGGCUGGGAACGACUACCACUUCCAUUCCUGUCAACGAUAAAUUCCUCCAUUAUGCCGUAUUCUUUGUUUUGACGACAUCUUUCUACUGGAUACUGGACACAUCUCGUCGUCGAGUCUUCAACCUCACAUUUUUCAUAUGCACCCUAUUUCUCUCCAUACUCAGUGAAUUCCUCCAAACCCUUCUAUCCGUCCGAAAAUUCGACCCAUGGUACAUUCUCGCCGAUAUCUCCGGAUCACUCUCCGCCCUAGCGAUAUGCACCUGGUAUCACAAACGCAUGCUCGAGCGCAAGCGGCAAGCGAAGGGCUACCAAGGUGUUACUGUAGAUGAAGGAGAUGAACUCGCAGACCUGGAGGCCGCUAUCGCAGAUAGGGAAUUUGAAUUGUCCGGUGAUGAAGGUGAAGAAGAGGAGGACCCCGUGACUGGUAGAGGGGGAAAGUGAGAGUGAGAGUAGUCAAACAAAUUAUCCGUUAACACGAGUGGAUUGGAUUGCUUGAUUGAUUGGGUGUGCGGCAUUCGGCGUUUUGGGGUUUUUAUAUCAUCGCGGAGAAUGUGGACGGCAAUUAUGUCACCUUCUGGAAGUCCCUAUUUUCUUUCCUUUCCUUCUUUUGCUUCAUUAAAUUCUUCAUUUUCCCAUUUUCCCCAUUUUUUUUUUGAUAUUUAUGUUCCCGAAUUCCUCGGGAAGACUGCAUUGCAUUUGGACGACGGCCGCGGGUACUUGCGCCAGAAGCGCUUCGGCGCAACCCCUUCACACACUCGCCAAGAGCCACGUGAUUUCAUGGAUUGUCACUCGUGGAGGCAGCAAGCUGCACCCAGUGAGGACGGUGGGGGUAGAUUGCCAGUCAGCUCGGACUCGCGACUUGGGGGAAGUGGCAUAUUUUGUAGAAUAUCCGGCUUUCUUUUGCUUUGUGAAAAUAUUAUCUUUUCUCCCUUCUUUUUUCUUUUGGCGGUUGAACAUUAUAUUUCGUACUGCCUUCGCAGACUACUGGUAUCGGUUCUUUGAAGAUAUUAAUAAAAUAGCUUUGGGAGUAGCGGCCCUGAUAGGACAA